GCUUCAGGCAUCCGAUAUGCUCAGGAAAAGUAAGAUCGACUUCUAGGGGGCAACACCGAGAAUAGUUGUUGGUUGUCCUUAGUUCAAAGUGAUCUUUCACACAUACUCACUUCAGCCUCCUACCUCUUGCUUGUUCAACUUCAAGUAACUCAUCAUAUACACAUCUUUAACCUCUUUUUGUCAAUCUGCGAUUGCGGUCGACUCUCACGCUCGUUAUUUCUUAUUUUUGUCCGCGGUCACUUAUUGUACUUUGUCUUAAAAACAGACUCAAAAUAGCGUUGCUUAUCUCUGAAUAUUAUACAACCAAGCCCACACACUCCCUGGAAAUUUUGGAGGAAUCCCCUAAUAUAUUGCUGGCCCAAACAGAUUGAAUUCUGAAAAACUUCUCAUAUCACUUCAGCAAAAUUUGAUGAACAAUAAUUCAUGAUUUUGGUCACUUGAGUAUCGUAUCUGGUCGGUUUCGUUUGUCACCAUGUUCGCGCGAAAUUUCGUUGUACUGUGCAGCGUCUUGUUCAAUACACAGGUCAAUGCAUUGCGUUACGAGAAAGAAUAUGUUGGCUAUAACCUGAAUACGAAUGAGUCGGCGACAUCAGCUUUUGAUUAUUCUGGAAAAUGGGACGGAGUAUGUCAACAUUCAUUUCCCUCGACGAGUCAGGAAAUCUCCUCAACACAUAUUUUACCCACGAAUGAACUACUCAUCGUAAUUCGAGGAUGCAUAGGCUAACUUCUAUUCUCGUAGCAUGAAUUCUUCCCAUCUCCCGAGAAUUGGCGUUUUCCCUUCUAUUCCUUCUUCUUGGAUAAAUUCGUCAAUGGAGAUCCAACCAACGAUGACAUUAAUGGUACUCAUUUCGAAACCGAUUUUAUGCAAACCCAAUUACGACAUGGCGGUGAUCUUCAGGGUCUCAUUGAUAGUUUGGAUUAUAUACAAGGAAUGGGUGUAAAGGGAAUCUAUAUCGCCGGAAGUCCUAUGAUCAAUAUGCCCUGGGGUGCAGAUCAAUAUUCUCCUUUGGAUUUUAGUCUUCUCGAUCAACAUUUUGGAGAUAUCGAUUUGUGGAGGAAAACCACCACUGCCAUCCACGACAGGGGAAUGUAUGUUAUUCUCGACAAUACUAUGGGGACCAUGGGAGAUUUGAUCGCUUUUAAAGGUUACGAGAACUCUUCGACCCCAUUUACUCUGGUCGAGCACGAAGUCCUUUGGCGUGACCCAAACCGUCAAUAUUUAGAUUUUUCCUUCAGCGAGAAGUACAAUAAAACUUGCAACUACCCUAGGUUUUGGCUUGAUGAUGGAUAUACCGUCAAGGAUGAUGUCACGGAUCUCAUGAAUGGUUGCUAUGAUUCAGAAUUUGAUCAGUAUGGUGAUACCGAAGCUUUUGGUGUCUUUCCCGAUUGGCAACGUCAAUUAUCAAAGUUCGCCUCUGUCCAGGAUCGUUUGAGAGAAUGGCUUCCCUCUGUAAGAACCAAAAUCGAGAUCUUCACUUGCAUGAUCAUCCUGCAGCUGGACAUCGAUGGAAUGCGUGUGGACAAAGCAACGCAAAUUACGGUCGAUGCAUUGGGAAGUUUUAGUCACGCAGUUAGGGAAUGCGCACUAUCUGUGAAAAAGGAGAAUUUCAUGGUUACCGGUGAAAUUACUGGUGGUAACACUUUUGGUAGUAUUUACCUUGGGCGUGGACGUCAACCUGAUAUGUUACCGCCUAGCAUUCCAGAUGCGGUCAAAAUGACCUCUAAUUCCAGUUUAUCAUACUUCAUCCGUGAUCCUGGCCAAAACGCUCUCGACUCUGCUGCUUUCCACUACAGUGUAUAUCGCACGCUGACUAGAUUCUUGGGGAUGGAUGGAAACUUGGAAAGUGGAUACGAUACACCCCCUAAUUGGGUAGACAUGUGGAACAUAAUGCUCCAAACGAACGAUCUUAUCAACCCCAAUACUGGAAUGUUCGAUCCAAGACACAUGUACGGAACUAGCAAUCAAGAUGUUUUCAGAUGGCCAGCUAUCCAGAAUGGAACUCAAAAGCAACUUUUGGCGCUGUUCAUUACCACUAUACACAUGCCUGGUAUACCUUUACUUCUAUGGGGUGAAGAGCAAGCCUUUUAUGUCUUGGACAACACAGCCGACAACUAUCUAUUCGGUCGACAAGCUAUGUCUCCUUCUCAAGCAUGGCAAACUCAUGGAUGCUACACCCUCGGUAGUGGUACCUAUUAUAAAUAUCCCAUGGAUUCUUGCACGCGCGGUUGUCAUGAUGAUUGGAAUAGUCGUGAUCAUAGAGAUCCAUCCCACCCAGUUCGAAAUAUCAUCAAGGCGAUGUUCCAAAUGCGAGCCAAUUACCCCGUCUUGAACGAUGGGUGGUAUUUGCAACAGCUCUCCAACCAGACAUACGAAAUCUUACUACCCGGUAGCAACGGUACAGCCACUGAAACUGGAAUGUGGAGUACUUUGCGAGGUCAAUAUGAUGGUAUUCAGGAUUUUUCCAAGGCUGGUGGUCAGGCAAACCAGUCUGUUUGGCUGGUUUACCACAACGUUUAUGAUACAGUAACUUAUAAUUUUGAUUGUAGUAGCAACGACUCCCUGGUUGCUCCCUUCAUCAGUGGCACCACAGUCAAGAAUCUGUUUUAUCCUUAUGAUGAGGUCACGUUAAAAGCAGGACCUCUCCAGUUGGGAAUUGCAAAUCAAACAGGCUACAAUGGCUGUCUUGACAGUGUCACCCUGGUUAUGUACGAAUAUAAGGCAUAUGUGCCAAAGGAUACGUGGGUUGGACCUUCGCCUAUGAUAACCGCGUUCUCUCCAGGACAUGAUGCACGACUUACCUCGGCAGUUGCUCCCGGGCAACAAGAAACCGUCGAGAUUGAAAUCGAUUUCAGUGACGAAAUGAAGUGUUCCGAUAUUCUCUCGGGCAUGAUAAUAUCCUCUAAGACAGAGGAUGGAAAGGUUGCACAAUUAGCCAAUGCUACCGGUGAAUACUCUUGCACAUUACUUCCUAACCCGGUUAAUGUCACCGACUUCGUUGGAUCGAUUCCAACUCGUUGGACUUUCAAGGGUAACCUUACCAACGUGUCUAACGGUGUCCAUUCAAUCACCCUCACCAACAUCACGAGUGCCUCUGGAAAUUCUUCAACUGGAUCAACAGAUACAUUUUUGCUCCGCGUUGGACAAGUUGACAACCCUAUUGUUUUCCCUGGCUCUGCAAAUUAUACACGACAAUUGCUCCACAAGCACGACAAUGGUACACUGUACGUCAGUCAUAAAGCUGCUGGAGCAGACUUAUUCAAAUACUCCUUGAAUUGGGGAACUUCGUGGUCCGAAUGGUUGCCAUACGUUGGUGGAAACACAACACUGGAAGCACAGGCCUGGAAUGGUACAAGCAAACAAAAAUGGGAGGGAGAGCACGUCAUCAUGCAAUAUUGGAGUAAACUUAUUGGCAGCAGUGAUGUUGUACAACAUUCUGAUCUUGAGACAAACACAUAUUCGCGUCGUCUUCCGCAUUUGUUCGCCAAUGGUCCAUUUAACCAAUACGGAUACGAUACUGGUCUUGAAAAUACAUUCGGCUUGAAUAAGGAGAACAGUCUCUGGGAAUUCAAAUUUAUGACUGAAUGGCCAGCUGGUAAGUCGUAGAUUCUUCUGACGUCCAAAAUCAUUGCUAAUAAUUUCUAGUCAUGCAAGUAAAUGUUUGGGGUAUGAAUCCUGAUGGUCAGCCAGAUCAAACUGUUGUCAUGGGAGACAUCGACGGUGACAAUAUCCUUGACCGCAUGCCUCCUUCGUCGCUUUCCACGGCACUCAUUAACAUAACCCGUGUGCCUCCAUCACCAUACCUUGGUUACAAAGUUGCAAUCGACGACGGAAAUUAUAGAUACUAUCAAAUACCCUAUGGAAACCGUUCAUACCAAGUGUUGAUGGUGGUCCUUUUCUGGAUUGUCCCUGUCCUCACUGGUGGUCUCAGUAUCUGGCUCUUCAUGAAAUCUUUCUACGCCGUCAAGCUCAACAGUGUUGGUGUCAAGGAGACAAAGAACUACAUUCCAUUGGCCAUUCGCAGAAAGCUGAACAGGGAUAAAGAUGAUCAUAACGAGAAAGAAAUGACUGUUAUGGGAGGAUUACACUCAAUGUUUCACGAAAACGCUACUCAACUUGGACUCCAAGCUGAUGCUGCAUCUACUGGACGACGGACUGUGCUUAUCGCUACCAUGGAAUACGAUAUCGAAGAUUGGGCAAUCAAGAUUAAGAUUGGAGGUCUAGGUGUCAUGGCACAAUUGAUGGGAAAGAAUUUGGGCCAUCAAGAUCUCAUUUGGGUCGUUCCUUGCGUUGGUGGAAUCGACUAUCCUGUUGAUCAACCAGCUGAACCUAUGGAUGUCACGAUCCUCGGAAACUCCUACACUAUUCAAGUUCAGUACCAUGUUCUGCGAAACAUCACUUACGUUCUUCUCGAUGCACCAGUCUUCAGAGCACAAUCUAAAUCCGAGCCAUACCCAGCUCGUAUGGACGAUUUAGACUCAGCCGUUUACUACAGUGCCUGGAAUCAAUGUAUCGCUCUUACUAUCAAACGUUUCCCUGUCGAUUUGUAUCACAUCAACGAUUACCACGGAGCCGUUGCACCAGUCCAUCUUCUUCCGGAAACAAUUCCAUGUUGUUUAUCCCUUCACAACGCUGAGUUCCAAGGUUUAUGGCCAAUGCGUAAUCAAAAAGAAAGAACCGAAGUUUGUCAAGUUUACAAUAUUCCCGAAGAGGUCGCUAUCAAGUAUGUCCAAUUCGGAGAUGUGUUCAAUUUACUCCACGCCGCUAGUUCUUAUCUCAGAGUUCAUCAAAAGGGUUUCGGUGCCGUUGGUGUCAGUAAGAAAUACGGAAAGCGUUCUUGGGCAAGAUAUCCUAUUUUCUGGGGAUUGAGUAAAAUUGGUAAUCUUCCUAACCCUGAUCCUUCUGAUACUGGAGACUGGAGCGGUGCCCAAGAUUCAUUGGCCAAGACAACUGUCAAUCAGGAUUUCGAAAGUCAGAGAGGUGAGCUCAAAAGACAAGCUCAGGAGUGGGCUGGUCUUGAGCAAAAUCCUAAAGCUGAGCUCUUGGUUUUCGUUGGUAGAUGGUCCAUGCAAAAGGGUAUCGAUUUGAUUGCUGAUGUUAUGCCUGCUGUUUUGGAGGAAAAUCCAAAUGUCCAACUUAUCUGCGUUGGUCCUGUUAUUGAUCUUUACGGAAAGUUCGCCGCCCUGAAAUUAGAUGUCAUGAUGACGAAGUACAAGGGUCGUGUCUUCAGUAAACCCGAGUUCACUGCUCUUCCACCAUUCAUCUUCUCCGGAGCAGAAUUCGCCUUGAUUCCAUCCAGAGAUGAGCCUUUCGGUCUUGUCGCUGUCGAGUUUGGUAGAAAGGGAGCUUUGGGUAUUGGUGCCCGUGUUGGUGGUCUUGGUCAAAUGCCUGGUUGGUGGUUCACUGUCGAGUCUACUACGACAACACAUAUGCUUCAUCAAUUCAAACAAGCCAUCAAAGAAGCCUUGGCCUCAAAACUGGAGACUCGUCAAAUCAUGAGAGCACGAUCCGCCAAACAACGUUUCCCAGUCGCACAAUGGGUUACUGAUCUCGAGACAUUGCAAAGUAAAGCGAUUAAAAUCCACGACAGGGAAGAAGCAAAACACAGCGGUAGACCGAGAUCUAGAGGAAGAGAAGGAUCAAACCUCCUGUACGCUUCCGCUAAGAGAGUUUCUAGUUUCGGUACCAGUUUGGCUAGUACAUCACAACUUGACGUUGCUAGUACUAUUGGAGGUUCCACAAGACCAUCCUCCCCAACCCGCGUUGAAAAGCCAGCAGCUGGAGGACUUAGCCGAAAGCUUUCUCUAGGAUACCGGGCUGGUCCAGGACAUCGCCCGACGAAGAAGAGGUUCAAUGAGGGUGAUGAACCGUUCCAAGCAGGAGUUCCAGGUACAGUCGACGAAGGACUGACUGAUGUGGAUGAAGACUCUGAUGAUUACGAUGACCAAGUCCGUGAGGACAUAUACGACGAAUACGUCCUCACGCCUGAAGAAUUAGAAGCUCAGAGACAGCAAGAGCAAUGGAAAGGACGGUCUGAUAGUCCCGCAGGCGGCGCCUUCCUCGCACCACAACCAGGAUAUUUGGACUCAUCACGCCGAAGUCCAAAUGCCAAUACUGCCAGUUUACAUAUUAAUGAUUCUGAAUUAUCGUUGCCACGACUAAAAGAUGGUUCGAAUAUUUAUUCCACUCACUCGAUACCUGGCUCACCAGGUUUGGAGUCACCAGGAGCGCAUGAGUCUUUGCUUCCACCUCCUUCGAUCUUUGGUGAAAACAAUGCAAACAGAGCUUCCAUGCUUAGUUUGAGUUCAGUUAUUGGAGACAAGACUGAUUUCAAACUCCAAAAGGUCGAUCCAUUCUUCACUGAUACCCAAGGAGAAUACUAUCAACAAUUUGCCAAGAACCUUGAUACUUUGGAUGGAAAGAACAGUGAAACAGCAUUGUGUAUCGAAGAAUACCUCAUGAAAUCCGAAAAGAAAUGGUUCGAUAGAUUCCGUGAUGCACGAUUAGGAAGAAACUCUGUUGCACCUGCAUUUUCUGCCCUAGGCAGUGGACGAAAAUCUCACGACAGCCGCGGACGAUCCAAUAGUCAGGAUAGCUUCACAAAUGAUACCAUUGUCCACUCGAGGCAAAACUCCAGUCAAGACGACAUGGCACUCACGGGCGGUUCUGCCAAUGACCAGUUCUUACUUGGUAAAGACUACAAACCACCUACAGGUCUGCGCCUAGUCAUGCAAUAUCGCUUCUUUGAUUGGCCGGUGUAUUCAUUCUUACUUGCCUUUGGUCAAAUCAUCGCUGCUAAUUCUUAUCAAAUAACACUUCUUACUGGUACUGUGGGUCAAACUGCAGAGAAAGUUUACAUCACGGCAACCAUCUAUCUCGUGUUUUCUAUCAUGUGGUGGGAAGUUUUCUCCUUCUUCAAAUCAAUCUACGUUCUCAGUAUCCCAUUCAUCUUCUACGGAUUAGCCUUUUUCCUCCUCGGCAUGGCUCCUUUCGUUUCCAGCACUGAUGGCAGAGGUUGGGUCCAAAAUGUUGCUACUGGUAUCUAUGCUGUGGCCGCAUCCUCAGGAAGUAUAUUCUUCGCGUUGAACUUUGGAGACGAAGGAGGAGCGCCCGUCAAAGCCUGGGUAUUCCGCUCCUGUAUCAUCCAAGGAACACAGCAAGCUUACGUCGUCAUUCUCUGGUUCUGGGGAAGUUAUCUCAACAGACGACAAGCCGAUGGUCUCGGAGCCUCUUUCACAUCUGCCAGUCCCAAGAUGUCUGCUGUCGUGAUUCCGAUUGCGAUUCUCAUGUGGGUAGUUGGCGUGGUCACUUUCCUUGGAUUGCCGGAAUAUUAUCGACAAGCUCCUGGAAAGGUUCCUUCUUUCUAUGCCUCGCUCUUCAGACGUAAGAUUGUCAUGUGGUUUUUCGUCACGGUUCUCAUUCAGAAUUUCUUCCUCUCGACGCUCUAUGGUCGUAACUGGCUUUACCUCUUCUCUUCCAACCAUGCUCCUACAUGGGUUAUCAUUCUUCUCAUCAUCUUCUUCUUUGGGUUCGUUUGGGCAAUGUUCCUCUGGUUCUUUGCAAUAUUGAGUAAAGAUCACAGUUGGGUUCUACCAAUUUUCGCCAUUGGCCUCGGAGCCCCUAGAUGGUGUCAAAUGCUUUGGUCUUGCAGUCCUAUGGGACAAUACGUACCAUGGGUUGGUGGUGGUCUCGCCAGCGCCAUUUUCUCAAGAUCUUUGUGGCUUUGGCUCGGUAUGCUCGAUGCACUUCAAGGUGUUGGAUUCGGUAUGCUCUUGCUUCAAACACUUACUCGUGUCCAUAUCGCUUUCACUCUCAUUGCUGCUCAAGUUUUGGGAUCACUCGCUACUAUUGUAGCGAGAGCUUGUGCACCGAAUAAUAUAGGACCAGGCCCCGUUUUCCCUGAUUUCAGCGAUGGAGCUGCUGGUUUGGGUAAUGCAUGGUUUUGGAUUGGAUUAUUAUUACAACUGGUAAUUUGUGGAGGAUUUUUCACAUUCUUUAGAAAAGAGCAGCUUAGCAAGCCUUAGAGCUUUGUUGCAUUUCUUUUGGUUGGUUGUUGUGCGCCGAGCAAAUGAUUGGAUGGGUUGUGUAAAUGCGUGGUGGGUGGAUGUUGGUGCACGAUUGAGGCGUUUUCAUCUUCUUGUAUAAAAUGGUGCAGAUUUGGACGGAAAUAUUGUAUUUGGACAUACCCCUUUGGUGGAAUGGCAAGUAAAGAUUUUGAAUGAUGGAAAUGAUACAGAGCACAAAUAGACUUUUGAUUUUGAACAUUUUCGCGAUUUACGGCAGGCAGGAUUUGGUGGAACGUUUGGGAGGAGAGUAUAAUUUUUUCUUGUCUAUUUGAGAUGUGGAUUGGCAUAAUAUACUUAGCUGAGAUAUAACUUAAAGUCUAAUGAACUUGUUACAUAUAUAUGGUGUU
Molecule: messenger RNA, 8411 nt
Organism: Sclerotinia trifoliorum
Lineage: Eukaryota; Fungi; Ascomycota; Leotiomycetes; Helotiales; Sclerotiniaceae
Source: the annotation of a GenBank genome assembly